AUGUCCGUCGACACAAGCCCCCCAGCCCCGCCGCCACCGAGCGCAUGGCCGGGCGAGGAGGAGCCGUCGGCGUUAGACGCGCGCGGCUGUCUGGCGGCGGGAGCGAUGGUGGCUGUGCCCUGCGACGCGACCGACACGGAGGAGUCGCUCGCGGAGGAAGAUGCCAAACCCGAGCCCCCCCGCAGUGCGUCCGCCGGAGAGCUGGUCAUAGUCAUCAACGACAAGCUGGAGAACCGUGAGGCGGGGUCUCCGGUGGUCUCCUCGCCCCCCCGCCGGCAGCACUCCAUCUCCUACUCCCACCACCCCCACCACGCCAAGACGCGCAAGGGCAGCCGGGCCAGCUCCGUCGGCUACACCGCCUUCUCCCCGCGGCCCUCGCUCUCCCGCCACUCCAGCAUCGCCGUGGCCCCGCCCAUCGACAGGUCAAAGGUCAAGGACUACAUGCUGCUCAGCGUGCUGGCCUGCUUCUGCCCCGUCUGGCCCAUCAACAUCGUGGGCUUCGUCUACUCCAUCAUGUCCCGGAACAGCCUGGAGCAGGGUAACCUGGACGGUGCGGUGCGUUUGGGCCGCGUGGCCAAGCUGCUGUCGGUGGUCUCCCUGGUGGGCGGGACCCUCAUCAUCAUCGCCUGCAUCGUCAACCUGGCCAUCAACGUGAAAACCUGA
This is a messenger RNA of Gadus chalcogrammus (walleye pollock), 663 nucleotides long. RefSeq names its product trafficking regulator of GLUT4 1-like. The transcript is spliced from 4 exons. NCBI's taxonomy places the organism in Eukaryota, Metazoa, Chordata, Actinopteri, Gadiformes, Gadidae. Gene Ontology annotation, cellular component: membrane. The coding region runs from base 1 to 663 and encodes 220 amino acids. The record is from RefSeq and is a predicted model, not a curated record.